CAGGAGGCCCAACAACUCAUAUUACGCUUCACUAUUCCCUGUUUGGCCGAUUCUAAAACACCCCAUUUUUUCAAGAAAAUCAAAACAUGUUAGGGUUAACUUCACUCCCAAAUCCCCAAACCCCAUUUCCAAUUUCACUCAACCAAUCACACCCCACCCCAAAAUCCCCAUUUCCCAGAUUUCAAUCCCCACCCUUCAAAACUCACCCUCAGAAAAUGCAAAAAAAGUUCAUUGUUCAUGCAAACCAAGAUAAAGACAGCGCCAAAAAUGGGUUUGAAAAUGGUGGGGUUGGAGAUAAAGAGGAUAUAAAGAAAGAAAAUGAGAUGCCCAAGUUCAAUUUCAGAUGGGUUGAUUUGGUUCUUGACCCGGAUCCACAAAACAUUGUAGCUGUUGCAUUGACAGGUCUGUUGACAUGGGCUAGUGUGCAAGUGUUGUGGCAGUUGUUUUUUAUAUCCUUGGCUAUUUUGGUUGCUGCUCUUAAGUACUCUUUUAUUGCUGCUGUUUUGCUUUUUAUUCUCAUUACUCUUCUUUAGCUGUUGUAAAGUUAUUUAUAGGUUUUUCGAGGUUAUGUGCACAUAUAAUUACAAUUGGAAGAAUAUAUCUUUAUUGCAAUUGCUACUUGUAUAUCAUGAGUUUUGGAGGAAUGCUACUUGGAAUAUAUCGAGUUUGAUGCUGUGGAAUUAUUAGUUGUUCUGGUCA
Molecule: messenger RNA, 699 nt
Organism: Daucus carota subsp. sativus
Lineage: Eukaryota; Viridiplantae; Streptophyta; Magnoliopsida; Apiales; Apiaceae
Exons: 1
Coding region: 87-533 (148 amino acids)
Source: RefSeq, a predicted model, not a curated record